UCUCUUCCGGCAUAGCCGGAAGUAAACAGAAGGAAUAAGAAGAUUGUUUUCAGAAUGACAAUGUCAUUGCGGAGAUGGAUUGUUAUCGUCUCCUCUCACAUGUCUAAUGUGUGACCAUAGGACACUGAUCUAAUUUCGAACAAAGAGUAGCUUUGUUGGGAGAAACGUCCCGAAAGUGCCCGUACCGUGAGGACAGGAUGGCGAGUUAUGUGGAUUUCCACACACAGUUGGCAUCCAUCAUGGAGGUGUUAGCUAACGCGGCAGUGGCAGAGAUCUGUCAGCUUGUGGACGAUGGGUUUGCCACACUGAGGCUGGAAAUUUCCCGGAGUCAGAGGGAGAACCUGGCCCUGAAGACCAGACUGCAGCUAAUGGAGGGUCGUUCUGGAGAGCAGUCCCACAGAGAACGCACAUCACCUCCACUGCUGACGAACUGCACCAGGACAGAUCGUCUCCUUGGAGAAGACAGCACUGCCAUUGCCAAAAGAAUAGUCAAGUCAGCCAUGUUGGAGAACACUGACGCUCAGCAGUCACAGCCGGUGGUUGUGACGGAGCAUCUGGUGGAGCCGGAGGAGGCUGUUGUGGUAAAGAAGGAGAGACUGGAGGAGGAGCUGACAGGCUGCAGCAUGCUAGAAGACCAUCAGACAACUCUGAGCAGCAUCAGCACUGGACUUCCAUCGGUCUGCCUUACUGCUCAGGGCCACUAUGUUCUCAGUGUUGAAGCAGAGGUCCCCAGAGUCAGUGCGUCAGCUCAGUUUGAGAAAGAAGACUCUGCUGCACCUGAAGCUCUGCAGCAGGUUGAGAGAGAGGGAGUGAGACAGGCCACUACUCUGAAUGGCUACUCUCAUCCAGCAGACCAAAACCACCAGGGAACACCAGGUUUUGGUCCAAACAGGGCCAGGGAAAUGACAGACUUGACCAAAGACGAACAUGUUGCGGAUCCCAGCAACCCUCUGUCUGCUCAGUUCACUAGUAGUCGAGUUCCUGAGGUAGAGACUCCACUGGACUCAGAGCUGUCACUGACAGACACUGGAGUGAAGAGUUUAUGUUGUGCUGCAGAAGACUCGAAGGAGGGGGCAGGUUCAACAGCAGUCAAACUGGAGGCUGAAACUUCAUGGACACAGAGUUUUUUAGUCUCUGUCAACAGAACUGAAUGUCUGAGUAACAGCAAAGUGACUAACAGUCAGCACACAGAGAGUGAAUUAGCAGAGCUGGACACCAGCAGUUUGGAGUCUUCCUCUUUCGAUGACCUGUUCUCCUCUCCAGAGGUGGCCGGGUCUCUGGCGGAUCCUCACAAACACUCCACAGAGGCAGUCGCUGGCAUGGAGGAGCCACUUUCAUCCUCGUCUUUUCCUUUCCUGAGCAGCUUUGGCGGCUCUUCUGUGUCCGACUCUGUGACCGCCUCCUCCUUCACUUACUCCUCGUCUGACUCCAAGAACCGAAGCUUUCCCAGCAGGACAGAACAAGUGUUCAGCUGCCAGCAGUGUGCCUGUCUCUUCUCCACCUCCAGAGACCUGGUGGUGCAUCAGCACUCCCAUGCUGGGGAGAGGAUCUACCACUGCCAACUCUGUAAGAAGCCCUUCCUCCACCCGCACCAGCUGAAAACCCACCAGCGGGUGCACACUGGGGAAAAACCAUUCAGCUGUGCUCAGUGCGGGAAGCGCUUCUCCCAGUCCAGCCACAUCAAGAGACACAUGAGCGUCCACACGGGGGAGAAGCGCUACUGCUGCGGCCUGUGUGGGAAACGCUUCUCACAGGCCUGUAGCCUCAAGGUGCACCAGGCGGUCCACACUGGAGAGAGACCCUACAGCUGCACUAAGUGUGGCAAGAGUUUCUCUGUGCUGGGAAACCUGGUCCGCCACCAGAGUGUCCACAUCAGCAAGUGAACGCACACAGAAGCACAUGUAUCAUGUGCAUAUGAAACCAGUAGGGCUCGUCAUAGUGUCGGACAGGAAGUCUUUAGCACACUCAGAAUUGUCCUUUAUAUUGUUAUUUAUACAUCUCAUGUUUACAAUAAAAUACUGUCUCCAGGUGACUGUUUGGUCAGUUUUAAGUAUGUCUGUAUGUGUGACUAAAUACACUAUCCUGAAUGUUUUUUUGCAGAAAAAAAGUACAAUUGCAACAUGAAAGACCAUAAAAUGGCACCUCUUCUUCUACCUCAUUAAAAAUUGUAUAAUAUAUAAGAAGUUUUGCUGGACACAAGAUGUCUGCUCCUUGAAAAGUUCUUUUGUCUGUGCAUGUGCACUGGAGGCUUCAUGGUUCCACAUCACACUUGUGUAUGCUGAAUAUUGGACUAUUUAUCAUGUCACAACUUCUGUUGGUAGGCUCUGCCUCUAAGAAUCAGAGUUCAAUGAGCACACAAAUCUGAAACUAAGCAAAUGGAAUUAUGAUUUUUUUUUUAUCCAUGCUGUUGUGUUUGAGCAGUCAUAAAAUAAAUGUUUGUUGUCUUUUUUUGUAA
Molecule: messenger RNA, 2455 nt
Organism: Scatophagus argus
Lineage: Eukaryota; Metazoa; Chordata; Actinopteri; Scatophagidae
Product: zinc finger protein with KRAB and SCAN domains 8
Exons: 4
Coding region: 198-1883 (561 amino acids)
Biological process (GO): regulation of transcription by RNA polymerase II
Molecular function (GO): RNA polymerase II cis-regulatory region sequence-specific DNA binding; DNA-binding transcription factor activity, RNA polymerase II-specific
Source: RefSeq, a predicted model, not a curated record